AUGGCUGCCCAUCCCCGCACCCUCCCCAUCCCGGGCAAGUAUGUUCUGUCGUCGGUCGACAACCUCAUGCCGCCAGUCUAUGUGCCUGUUGUGUGGAGCUAUGUCGCGCCCGAGGCGGUGACCGAGCCGAGCUGGAGUGAGGCAACACUGCCUGGCCUGCGCACCUCGUUCGAAGCCACGGUCCGCGAGUUCUUCCCGCUCCUCAACCAUCCGCUGCGGCACGCAGACGACAUCGGCUUUUAUGUUGCUACCGACGACGAUGCGCUACCGGCGCUGUUCCAGGUCGGCGAGCGGGUGGCUGGGGCUGCGGUGCCGGAAGUGGGCGAGGCGACGGGCGAAUGGAUGCCGCCGCGAUCGAGCUACGCACCGCACGAUCCCGAGAACGAUGCCAUCGGCACAGAGCACGGCGAGCGGAGUAUGCUGGUCCGUGUCACGCCGAUGAGCAACGGAGUGUGUAUUUUUGCCGCUUUUCACCACUCCGUGGUCGACGCUGGCUCGAUAGUGGCGUUCAUGGCCGCGUGGUCGGUGGUGGCAGAGGAAGGGCUCGAGGCCGCGCGCGCAAAGGUCAGUAUGACUGACGAUCGCAGCCUGCUCCGCGGCAAGGCCAGCGAGACGGAGCUUGCUUUGCCGAUAACCUGUGGCCAGGCUAUCCCAAUCGAGUACCUUCCCCAAGCAGAGCUGAAUGCGCUGGCACAGACGACACCGGCGCCCGAGCUCCUGCGCAAGCGGUACACGCGAGCCCAGAUCGACGCAGCCAAGAGUGCACAAGCCGAGGGCGACUUUGUGCCGACUGCCAACGAGGUGGUGUGCACCGACGUGCUCAAGACCGUGGCGGCGCGGCUGGACGCCGAUGCCGAGUUUGCGCUGCAGUUUCCGGCCAACUUGCGCGGGCGAUACCACAGUCUCCCUGCCGACUACUUUGGCGCCGCGGUGCUGAUGUGCAUCACCAAGGGCUGGAGGGCGGGUGAAAUUGUCGACAUGCCAGCAGUAGACGUGGCGCGGGCGAUGCGGGCGGCCAAGGCCGCGCACACCAGCGAGGCUCACAUCCAGACUGUGCUCGACUGGGAGGCGAGCCGGCCGUCCAAGCCACGGGUCUUUGUCGAGGCCGAUGGCCAUCAUCUUGCGCUCACCAACUGGACAAGCUUUGAGUUUUAUGACAUCACUCUUGGCCUUGGCCAGCCAUCGCUUGUCAUUGUCGGCUACGCAAUGUGGAUCCCGUUCCUCGGCUAUCUCCUGCCGUGCGAGCCAUCAGCCGGGCGCGCGAUCGAUGUCAUUGUCUCGCUCCCGCCGCGGUCAGACAAGGCGAGGCAAGAGCCCAACGAGCUUUCCAUGUGCUCAUAG
Molecule: messenger RNA, 1341 nt
Organism: Thecamonas trahens ATCC 50062
Lineage: Eukaryota; Apusomonadida; Apusomonadidae
Exons: 1
Coding region: 1-1341 (446 amino acids)
Source: RefSeq, a predicted model, not a curated record